Prunus armeniaca (apricot) is the source of this 606-nucleotide messenger RNA. NCBI's taxonomy places the organism in Eukaryota, Viridiplantae, Streptophyta, Magnoliopsida, Rosales, Rosaceae. The record is from the annotation of a GenBank genome assembly.
AUGCUUCGUCACGUGGUCCGGAGGUGGAGCACUGCUACUCACACCUUUGUGUGCUCAUGGGGGGAAUUUACCCCUACCCUUGAAGAUGUGGCGAAUAUCUCUCGCCUUCCUGUCUGUGGCGACCGUAGUCCUUUCGGCAUUGCCCUCACUCCAGAAGAAAUAGAUAACCUUGCAGUCUUGCGAAGAGGCGCUCCCACCUCUCCCAGCACUUCACUCCGGUUUAGUAACUGGAUACAAUAUUUUGGGGAUGCAAACAGACAGGGUCCCUGCCGGUUGGCUGCCUUUAUAGCUCUGUGGCUUGGGCGGUUCGUGCUCUGUGACUUUUCUCAGGACUACCUUCAUGGGCGUGUAUUUCCCUUGGCUUUGGCCAUAGCCCGAGGCGAUACGAUCCCCUUAGCCCCCAUGUUCCUGGGACAUCUAUACCAUCUUCUUAAUCGAACCCAACUUCUGGAAAAAAGUGCAUCAGGAACCAUGGGUGUGGAGACCCUCCUAAAUUCUGGUUUCUUGCAGGUGUUCUUGUGGGAGCGUCUCAAAGGGUUGGAUGUGCAUUCACUCCCUCAUUCGACUGGGGCAAUGGUUCCUUCGUGCCAAACAACCUCCCAUUAG